GGGAUGCGAGCCCGACGACUGGACUGGUCUGCCGAGCGAGGCCAUGCGCCUCGCGGCGUCCUUGUAUCCCGAAUUGGGCGGGCUGUGAAGCUCCCUUGAACGGUCUUCGUCACCUGCUGUGCAACCGGACUUCUAACUGCAGCGGUAUUCGCGUCUGUUAUCUGGUGUGGUCCGAAACAAGUUCCGAGUGAGUGAGCCAUUGAUCUCUGGCAGAAACCUUCGGCACCCAGCAGCAGGCAAUAUGGCGCCGCUGACUCCAGUCUACCUCUUCUCCCAUGGCUCCACCAUGAUGCUCGGCGAGGAGUCCGAGUCGGCCGACUACUGGAAGAAGGCCGGCGACGAGGCGCUCGCCAACGGCAUCAAGGGGGUGAUCAUGAUGGGGGCGCACUGGGACGCGCCGGGCGAUGAGAUCCACGUGGCCACAAACCCCAACCCGGGCAAGUCACCGGUGGCCUACGUGCACCCCAGCAAGUAUGUCGACUACAAGCUGAACCCGGACCUGGCGACGGCGGAGCGGUGCAUCGGCCUGCUGCGGGACGCGGGCUUCGCGGCGUCGGGCGACGCGACCUUCGACUGGAUCCACGACACGUACCUGAUCCUGAUCCGCAUGUUCCCGGGGGGCUGCCCGCCGACGACGCUGAUCUCGAGCAACCAGCUCUACGACCCGCACUUCCACGUGCGGGUGGGUGCCGCGCUGCGCCCGCUGCGCCGCGAGAACUACCUGCUGAUCGGCUCCGGCGGCGCCGUGCACAACCUGUACCGCAACCGCUGGAUGCCCAUGCUGCGCUACUCGGACAACUUCGCCCAGGAGCGCCCGCCCGAGCCCUGGGCGCUCGAGUUCCGCCAGGCCGUCGAGGACGUCAUCCGGAACAACUCGGGCCCCCGGCUGCGCCGCGCCAUGACCCGCCUCAUGAAGCACCCGCUGUACCGCGACGCCCACGCCACCGACGACCACUUCAUGGCCGCCAUGUUCGUCGCCGGCGCCGUGGGCGACGAGGAGGACGAGGGCGUCACCGGCGAGCUGGCCGCCGAGACCUGGGAGCUGACCAACAUGUGCAACAGCCAGUUUGUGUGGGGGCGGUGGCCCAAGACACCGGCACUGACGGCGGCAUGAGGGCUGCUCCUUUGGUAUUAUGACAUAUGAUGUCUUUGCUUUUAUGCUUCUGUAUUUGUCACCGCCAGUGUGAGAUGGUCGUUGAUUAUUCCAUGCCAAGUUCGUGUUUUACCCUCGACUGCGGAAAAUCGUGUUUGAAAUCUCAGUUCUGGGUUCCAGACGAAUUGCCGCCAUCAGGGACAUGAUAAU
This is a messenger RNA of Thermothielavioides terrestris NRRL 8126, 1303 nucleotides long. RefSeq lists its product as uncharacterized. Lineage: Eukaryota; Fungi; Ascomycota; Sordariomycetes; Sordariales; Chaetomiaceae. Gene Ontology annotation, molecular function: oxidoreductase activity, acting on single donors with incorporation of molecular oxygen; zinc ion binding; ferrous iron binding. The transcript is spliced from 3 exons. The record is from RefSeq and is a predicted model, not a curated record. Bases 242 to 1114 code for a protein of 290 amino acids.